Molecule: messenger RNA, 1584 nt
Organism: Pteropus alecto (black flying fox)
Lineage: Eukaryota; Metazoa; Chordata; Mammalia; Chiroptera; Pteropodidae
Gene: ENTREP2
Product: family with sequence similarity 189 member A1
Exons: 10
Source: RefSeq, a predicted model, not a curated record
UUUGAUCAACUGAAAGCGUUUUUUGCAGCCAAACCAUUUUCCCUUCGAGCUUCUCCGAGUAAUCACGUCCGUUGUUUGGGUCGUUCGCAGAUAACCUUCUUCAUGCUGCUCUCUGCGGUGUGUGUGAUGCUGACCUUGGCUGGUUCCAUCCUUUCCUGUCAGAAUGCUCAGCUAGUGAACUCUCUGGAAGGCUGCCAGCUGAUCAAGUUCGACGGGGUGGAGGUGUGCGUCUGCUGCGAAGCACAGCACCGGUCACCCGGCUGCAGCAACCUGGGGGACACGCUGAAGCUGAACCCUCUGCGGGAGGACUGCGACGCCGUGCGGCUGGCCCUGAAGGACCUGCUCUUCAGCGUGUGCGCCCUCAACGUGCUGUCCACCAUCGUGUGUGCCUUGGCCACGGCCAUGUGCUGCAUGCAGAUGGUCUCCGCCGACGUCCUGCUCAUGCUCCUCCCGCAGACGGCGCGGCCGGCCAGCCCGGCCUGCGGGACCCCGCACGGCACCGCCCCCCACCCGGCCCUGGACCUGGACGAGUUCGUGCCGCCCCUGCCCCCGCCACCCUACUACCCGCCCGAGUACACCUGCACGCCCACGGCCGACGCCCACAGGGACCUGCACCUGGACUUUGGUCCCGGCCCGUUCAGCGCGCUGUAUGACGUGGCCAUCAACAGCCCGGGCCUGCCCUACCCGGCCGAGCUGCCGCCGCCCUACGAGGCCGUGGUCGGCCCGGCCCCAGCCAGCCAGCUUACGAGCGCCGGUCAGCAGGUGGCCGAGCCUGGCUCCUGUGACCCAGAUGCCACCGCGGGCUUCAGCGUGCAAGUGGCAGCCGACAGCUCGAGCCUCCCAGCCCCUGAGGGAGCCGCCGCGCCGGGCCCAAGCCAGCAGACACCCGAUGGCCCCCCGGGCGUCCCGCCGCCAGCCUCAGCCCUCCGCCUCGCCUCCCCCGCGGGCCCCAGCCAGGGCGCGUGGGCAUGGCUGGGUGCUGGGCGCAUGGCCCGCUCUGCCAGCGACCCCACGUCGAGCACGCCCAAGACGGCAGGUGACAGCUCUUCCCAGCCCCCCGCCCGCGGCCGGGACCUCGAAGCAGGCCUGUCUCGGGCUGCCCCGGGAACAGCCUCGCGGUCUCUGUCUGUCACGGCCACCUGCGCCCGGCGGCAGCGAUCGCCCCCCGGGGACCUGCAGCCCUGGAAAACCGGCCAGUGCCCGGGGCCGGAGGCGCCCAAGGAGCGGCCGCCCCGCUUCGCGGACAGCAGGGCCCACGCGGGCACCGGGGGCUCGGUGCCUAAGUUUCUAGAACACUCGAGCUGUGCCCUGGCCGCCGAGGCGCGGCAGGGCGUGGGCCCCGCUGUAAACCGCUGCUUUUCGUGGGUGCCCAGAGCAGGCGGGCUCAGCCGGCUCUGGGUGGCCGCUGGGGCACCGCCGGCUUCCUCGGGCCCCAGCCCCUCAUGUUUCGGCGCCAUCAGCGGCAGCUACUUGCCAACGAUGGCCGUGGAGCAGCCGUCUCCUCGAGGGCUUUGUCACCGGGGGGACGCCUGUGCCUGCGCCCUCUACAACAGCAGCCCCGGCCCCGGGACUGUCACUGGCUAG